AUGGGCGUCCAUUGCAUUACCGGUAGACGAGUUGCGGUGAAAAUCGUCAACCGGGAAAAAUUAAGUGACAGCGUGCUCCAAAAGGUUGAGCGCGAAAUAGCAAUUAUGAAGCUUAUUGAGCAUCCACACGUUCUUGGCUUGUAUGACGUUUACGAAAAUAGACGCUACUUAUUUUUAAUUCUGGAACACGUGUCAGGCGGCGAGCUCUUCGAUUACCUUGUUAAAAAAGGACGACUCUCCGUCAAGGAAGCAAGACGCUUCUUCAAACAAAUCAUAUCUGCCAUCGACUUUUGUCACAGUCACUGUAUUUGCCACCGUGACCUUAAACCAGAAAACCUUUUACUUGACGGCAAACUCAAUAUUCGAGUUGCUGAUUUCGGAAUGGCUUCACUUCAGCCCGAGGGAUCGAUGCUGGAGACAAGUUGUGGGUACGUUUGUACUUUCAACUUUAGUGAAUGUUUGGGGCAAAUUGUCAAAAACAUUUGUUUUACCUUAAAAUUCAAAAAUUCAAAUGCACACAUAGAGUCGAAUAUAGAUUUCGUUCGUACUGGACAUAAGUUGUUUGAGAGAAUAUGA
Messenger RNA from Dibothriocephalus latus, 576 nucleotides. NCBI's taxonomy places the organism in Eukaryota, Metazoa, Platyhelminthes, Cestoda, Diphyllobothriidea, Diphyllobothriidae. The record is from the annotation of a GenBank genome assembly.